AGCCCACGAGCAGAAUUUAGUAAUUAAAUUUAUAAGAAAAAUCCUUGUCAGCGGUUAACCGUUCCGUUAUAUAAUGGUCAAGCGCAAUCAUGGCAACUACUGCGACAUUGGGACAAAAAAGACAAAGGAAAAGCGAUGAUUGCUCGGCGAUGUCGCUCGAAACGGCUGCCAAAAAGCCUCACAAAGAACCUUCACCUAUCCAACAACUGUUCCAAACUUUUCAAAAGGAGUUAGAUCACCGUCAUGAUAAAUAUGAGCGCAUAGUGAAAUGCAGUCGCGAUAUUACAAUCCAAAGUAAACGAACUAUUUUUCUCUUACAUCGUUGCCUGGAUGAGAAAACGCGAGCUAAAACUUUAGAAGAAGCAGCAGGAAAGUUUGCUGGGAUCAAAGAGUUGUUCAAAAAGAUUGCCAAAGAACUUUUACAUGAGGAUUGUUAUCAGUUUAUAAGAGCUUAUUCACCUGGCUUGCAAGAGUUCGUCGAAGCAUUCUCAUUUUGGCAUUUCCUCAAGCACAAAACUCUCGUUCCGUUUGAAAACAUCUGCAAAGAACUCGUCUUUGAAAAUGAUGGUGAAAAAACUGCAUCAGAGGAAGUUCAAAAAGAGGUCCUCAACCCCCCUGAAGGAUCAGCACCACCACAGGCCCCCGGUGUUCCUGGUCAGACCAUUCAGGUUCCCAUCCCCCCUGCAGAAUACAUCCUUGGAAUAGCAGACCUCACUGGAGAGCUUAUGCGACUAGCUAUAAACAGUGUUGGCCAGGGGAACCUCAAAACGCCGACAGAAAUUUGUGAAAUGCUGCGUAACAUACAUGAUGAAUUUAUCAUGUUUGAAAAUCAGCAAAGAGGACUUUCUAAGAAACUAGAAGUUUUAAAAAAUAGUUUAAAGAAAGUAGAAAACACUUGUUAUAAUAUUCAUAUCCGAGGUUCAGAAGUCCCGGAAAAUAUGUUGGCUAAUCUGAUAGCCUCAAGCAACGAUUCUUCUGCUGAUGGGCAGUAAACUGCAUUUUUCAUCAUGUUAAUUCGAUUGCCUCUCGUGUUCAUAUUGUAGAGUUGAUUAAUAAAUGUACAACUUCCU
Dendronephthya gigantea is the source of this 1070-nucleotide messenger RNA. Its product is annotated as translin-associated protein X-like. Lineage: Eukaryota; Metazoa; Cnidaria; Anthozoa; Malacalcyonacea; Nephtheidae. The coding region runs from base 90 to 992 and encodes 300 amino acids. Gene Ontology annotation, molecular function: RNA binding; sequence-specific DNA binding; RNA endonuclease activity. Gene Ontology annotation, cellular component: nucleus; cytoplasm. The transcript has a single exon. The record is from RefSeq and is a predicted model, not a curated record.